Venustampulla echinocandica is the source of this 2745-nucleotide messenger RNA. RefSeq lists its product as uncharacterized. NCBI's taxonomy places the organism in Eukaryota, Fungi, Ascomycota, Leotiomycetes, Helotiales, Pleuroascaceae. Bases 1 to 2745 code for a protein of 914 amino acids. Gene Ontology annotation, molecular function: triacylglycerol lipase activity. The record is from RefSeq and is a predicted model, not a curated record. The transcript has a single exon.
AUGGCGGCGCAGACCGGCGCAGUGUCGUCAACGGCUUCGGAAGAAGAUGUGGACUUGCUUUCAGCUGAGACAAAACGCCCAUCGUCGAGCAUUCCUCCCUCCAACCUCCAAUACCGCAAUGGAGUAUCUGAAAAUACCGACGAUAUGGCGACCUCAAAUAGUCUCGAUGAAGGCGACGAGUCCCUCAUCGAGUUGUCAAUCAGCGAGGCUGCAAUGCUUAUGAAAUCACCAAGUACACCGGCGAUUGAGAAGGCUGCGGCAAUGGACGACGUGAACGGUGGUGGUUUUUACGAUAGCGAUGCGGAAAUACCUACCCCUCCGGCAGUAUAUCAAGCGCAUUCCAGAGAGGAACAAUCUUCCGACGCCUUUGCAGAUAUGGAAGGAUUAUCUUUACGCCAACCGGCAGAAGAUCAAUCCCAACCAAUUGCUGGAGAAAAUGUCCCCUUUCCAAAGCUUCCAUCGCCAAAGCCUGAAACCUCAGCACUCCCAGGCCCAUGGUACCCGGGCUCAAGAGCGAUACAGACACGGCGGACAGAACCCCAGUCGGCAUUGGCCGGCGUGUUCAAUAAUGCGAGGACAAGGUCACGAUCGGCCAGCCUGGAAGGGCUAAAGAAGUUCUUGCCCAAAGGCUUACCUUCGAUGCCACAAAUAGGGCAUUUCUUUGGGUCUUCUAAUACUUCACACAGCCAGGGGCCCGCCGGUGCCUCUAGAGACAUACGUCGAACCCGGCCCUCAAGCAUGUUUGUUCCAGGCGCCACUCCACGUGGCGGUUCUUCCCCCCGACCUCGGGGUUACAGCCCAAUAUUUGGGACAACGCCAGAAUCAUGCUCGGAAAAUAAUCUCCUAGCAGGACCUCAGCGAUCGAAAUCAAUAAGACGAGUUACUUCCGAUGAUUCCUUACUCUACCACUCACUAUCCCGAGCCUCUUCUCUCGGUGACGAUUCGCGAUUCGAAAAUCAAAACGAGCAGGUCAAUUCGCGUAUCAAGGCUAUUAGAGACACUCUGCAAGAUAGAUCCAGUUUUAGGAUGCCGCAAAUGCCCAGCAUGCCAAGUAUGCCCCGUGUCGCUGGUUUUAACUUCAACAUGAACUUUUUAAACGCCAACAAUAGCCCUGCUCGGUGGAGAACAGAUACUGAUUUGCUGCCAGAGAUUUUACCAGGCCACACAAAGGACAGGCCGUCCGCGCUUCCUAAUCCCGCGGUUGCAUCAGGAAUGGUUGGUGCUGCGGCCUCUCAACCUCGGACGGCUAUGGCUAGUCUUGAAUCGGUAGCCAAUGCACAAUCCGUAAGUGCGAUGGAUCGGGCCCUUGAGUCUCUUACGGGUGAUGUUGUGGUGAUGGGUGGAUAUCGAGGGUCAAUUCUCCGCUCAACGAAAACAGACCGUCAAGUCUGGGUUCCGGUAAAAGUUGGUCUGAAUAUACGGAAGGUUGACUUGGAAGUCGGCCUGGAGCCAGAGGACGAGGAAAGGAUGGAGGAAUCGAUAUACCCAUCUGGAAUGCUUCAAAAUAUCGGACCGGUCGAUAUAUCGAAACGGCUCUUCAAACGACUUAGCGAGUGCGAGAAUGCCCGGAAUGGAAAAUUGCGAGUUUGGAAUUACGGUUAUGAUUGGCGACUAAGCCCCCAUAUAUUGAGUCGGAAACUCGCGGAAUUUUUGGAAACGCUACCUUGCAAUCAGCCUUCGAAAGAUGGCUCGGUGCAGGGGAAUGCCGGUGCUAUGGUUAUCGCACAUAGCUUAGGAGGGCUCAUCACUCGACAUGUUGUCAACCACCGUCCAGAGCUAUUCUCCGGCGUCGUUUACGCUGGAGUGCCGCAAUCGUGCGUAAACAUUUUAGGCCCUCUGAGGAACGGCGAUGCAGUCAUGUUGAGCUCAAGAGUCUUGACAGCCCAGGUUAAUUUCACCUUACGGACAAGCUUUGUCCUCCUUCCUGAGCAUGGCCGUUGUUUUGUGGAUAUACGCACGAAGGAGCAGUAUCCAGUAGAUUUUUUCAGCUUGGAUGACUGGAUCAAGUAUCGCUUGUCUCCUUGUACGGAUCCACCAUUGCCACCUCGAAAUCAAUCUCCAGGAGGGUUAGGCGGAUUGCUUAACCUGUCAUCAAAUAUUUUGAGUGUUCCAAUUCCGGGAAAGAAAGUAAUUUCCAGCUCGGCCGACAAUGGAAAUUAUGCACCACAUGCCCAUACAAUGAGGAUUACUCGAGCAGCUGAUAUCGCCCGGGAGGUAGACCAUGGCACCGACCGUACCUUAGCCCCCAAAAUGGACAGUAAGCCCAACUCCAUGACCAAAGGCAUAUACACGAACCAGUCCAUCUCCACAGCCCUAACCAUCCCACGCUCAAAAGCCAUCGCCUACCUGGAGCGCACCCUCGCCGAGACCAAGAAGUUCAAACAAGAACUGCGUUUCCGCCCAUCGCUUUCCAAGCCGAACCGCUACCCGCCCCUCGCCGUCAUCUACGGGAAAUCCAUCCCCACCUGCUACGGCGCCAAGGUCGAUGGUCGGGAAGGCAUCCCGUGCUCGGAUUCCUACGAUAAUCUUGCCUUUGCGAGCGGUGACGGUGUCUGUCUUGCAAGGGAGGCUAUGUUGCCCGAAGGAUAUAAAACCGUUAACCAUGGCCGGAUCAAAAGCGACCGCGGCCACGUUACACUAUUGGGAGAUUUAGAAGCAGUGGGUAAGGCGUUAGAGGCUGUUCUAAAGGGGAGAGCCAAGGGGAUUGGGUUGGGUUUGAUAAAGGAGACGACGGAUAGCGAGUGA